AUGAAGUACGUUGCACUGAUCCUCGCCAUGUUCGGCAUUCUGGCCAUCUCAGCCGCGCAAAUCAGUCUCCCAAUCAAGCCGCCAGCAUAUUAUGGUGCCCCCAGCACACCGAAGAAGGCUAUGCUCAGACGUCGCGAUACGGGGCCUCAUAUGAGGAAGUCCCACGCCAUCAAUGUCGUCAGCGCCGAGAAUCCGAAGCCUGCGGGUGCCAAGUCUCAAGACAAAUGA
This is a messenger RNA of Colletotrichum spaethianum, 228 nucleotides long. RefSeq lists its product as uncharacterized. The record is from RefSeq and is a predicted model, not a curated record. Bases 1 to 228 code for a protein of 75 amino acids. NCBI's taxonomy places the organism in Eukaryota, Fungi, Ascomycota, Sordariomycetes, Glomerellales, Glomerellaceae. The transcript has a single exon.